CGUGCGGAUGCCAGUUGUUGGUUCUAAACUCAGCCUGUAGUCUCAACUGUCUCCGCACUUUGCAGGCUUAGCAGCAAGCGGUUGUUGAGAGAUUCUGCAGCUCGGGUGGACGCAGCAGGCGGCUUGCAAAGUGUCCGAGUUUGACACCUAGGCAACCACGACGGUCUACUCACGAGUGAGUGAAGAAACGCCUCUACACCCGCAUCUCUCUUCUUUCGGUUUGACAACAAUGGACGACAGCAAGGGAUUGUCUUCCCUCACCACCAAAGUGUCCGCCUCGUUUCCUCCUCAGCGAGCAAGCAAGAGUGUCGCCACGGUUCCUACCAGCUGCAGCACGCGCGAGAGCAAGGAACGACAACGUUUGCGCUACAUGAAAGCGGAAAGUCUAGCCGUGCGUUACGGCUACUACCACGGGCCACUCAUUCCUGUUGAUCUGCCGCGCGAGGAGAGAGAUCGGAAGGAGAAAGAGAGGGAAGAGACGACGUGCGUGCAAACACGAACACGGGCGAGUGCAUAUCAAGAUUUUCCGCAGGGUAGAGUGAAGAGAUCGGUUGUUGAUGAGGAGAACGGGGCAGCCGGAGUGAAGGCGACGGAUUUUGCGUUUGCUCUGAGGACCACGCCUCCUCAUACUCCGCCCACGUUGCUCAAGUUUACGCCUCGGAGCCGACGGUUGGGAAAGGUGCGAGUUCUGCUUCGAUUGGCAUCGAACAAUAACUAUCCUGUGCAUUUUCUCGAAGUUGGGAGCAAGAGAAAACAGGUUACACUAUCAGAUCCGGCUGCACCAAUCAGGAAUCAACUCAAGAACAAACACGUUCGGACGUCUCAGACGGUCUCAUCAAAAACGUUUAUGUUCGAUGCCGUUUUUCCUGACUAUGCAUCUCAGUCUGAAGUCUGUGGAUCGUCACUCAUUGAAGUGUUGCAUUCGGUGCUGAGUGGGUCUGAUGGUUGUGUUGUCAGUUAUGGUCAGGCUAGGCUUGGUAAGACUGAUACGAUGAUUGGAGGAGAUGAAUGUUUGGAUAUGUAUGGUGUCAUUCCGACUGGAAUUGUGUGGCUCUUCAAACUCAUUGAUCACCAACAGCAAAAAACGAAACGUCACUUUGCGGUGAGCGUGUCAGCACUCGAGGUGAACAGUCUGACUCAACGUGUAACCGAUCUUCUCAACGACGAGCAACUCGGAUCCACAACACAAGACCAAAGCAAACGGAACGUGGAAAGUCUCAAUCAGACCGUGUUGGCUGUUGUGUCACCGGAGGCUACUGCUUACUAUCUUGAUUGUGCGUUUCUGGCUUGGCAGAGAGUGAAGAUGGCAUCAAACAGUGAAGAAGAUGUCAUGCUAUCUAAACACAGUCACUUUUGUUUUACCAUUCACGUUUUACAGAAGACAAAAGACUCCAACGGAAAAUAUGUUUUUCUGAGCUCGCGACUGCAUUUGUGGGAUCUGGGCAGUUGUGAUCGAGUGCAGAACGUUGGCAUGUCUGGUGUGUCAUAUAAGUUGAGAGAAGGGCAAGGCAUCCAGUCUGUGUCAUCAUUGGGUGCUGUUCUGCUGGCAUUACUCAAUGGAGACAAACGUCUUCUACACAGAGAGAACAAACUAACUCAACUGCUUCAAGAGUCUGUCGGCAACAUGUCAUGUCGCACACAUCUCAUCGUCCACGUUUCCAGUCUCCCACAACAUUAUCACGACAACCUGUUGGUAUUACAAUUCGCCUCACGCAUUCGUAAGACACGCAAACGAGGCACGCGUUCGGACACGAGUUCAUCUGGUGGUGAUAGUUCAGUUGAAAGCUUCACUCAUCAUCAUCGUCAUCGCUGGCGACUUCUCUCUAGCAGAUCACAACACGUCAGUGCUAACAGUCAGUCGGACAGUUUGAGAGCCGAAGAGAAGUUGCUUCUCUCGCCUGCAUCUACAGCAACUUGUGAAUCGAGUUCGGUUUUCUUUACGAGCAACGAUUGUGGUGAGAUGGAGAGAUGUGAUGUGAAGCAGGAAUGCCAUACUAGAGGUGCGUCACACUUGAGACAUUACAGUCAAGAGCAUCCUGUGAAAGAUGAGGGCGCGGAGUUCCCAGUGUCACGAGAUAACAGGAAGUCUAUACUAAAUGCAGCCAGUUACAUGUCAGCUGGUCCAUCAAUCGAGGAGGUUAACGGCAAGAACUCGGGCACUUCGUCCAUCGAAGACAUACACAAGAGAGAAGCAAAGCCUCACACACUUGAUGCAACAACACAACCUGAAGAACGAGGAGAACCUGCAGGUCAGAGUGAUUCAGCUAUUCGCAGUCCGUCACCAGUCACACACACCAGUGCAGUUACGAUUGCUGAAAAACCGAUUCUCUCACCGGUCUACGAACCUCCUCAUUUUGCAUCGAGACAUCCUCGUCAUCAAGAGCUAACGGCGUACGUUAACGCUUUAUUGAAACACAAUCCUCAGCCGCCGUUGUUGUCGAGUGCGAACUCGAGGAGGAGAACGACAAGUUUGCGUUUACCUUCAGGCAGCAGCUGGACUUCAACUCCAUCCGACAGUUUUCGACAGCGAACAGUCAGCGAACGAGCUGAAAUUACAGCUGGCAGCAGCAGGUCAGCAGUUGGCACUAACACAUUCCGCAGCAAUCUCCACAAGUACCAGACGAUCGCCGGUUCUCGUGAUGGCAGCAUGUCUCACAUAAACUCGAGUGAUGUGAGUGGACUUGACUACGACUGUAGUGGGACGUGGAACGCUGACGUCACUGUUGGGUCGUUUGUUGGCUGUUGGAUCGAUGGAUGGUUUUGCAUCGACGUUUUUGCCUCCUACUGGAUCGCUGCAUUCUAUUGUACGUUCUACUGGAGAGGGAUCUUUUAGGAAAGAGUUUGGCCGUGAUUUGCCAUUGACUAGCAGUCUACCUUCUCAACGCUGCAAUCGUGUAAGUAAACUGGAGAGUGUCAGUUCGGUGAAGUCUGGGCAGAAUGUUCCAGCACCAUUUAACGUGCCUGCUGACCAACCACAA
Molecule: messenger RNA, 2978 nt
Organism: Corticium candelabrum
Lineage: Eukaryota; Metazoa; Porifera; Homoscleromorpha; Homosclerophorida; Plakinidae
Product: kinesin-like protein KIF11
Exons: 18
Coding region: 230-2833 (867 amino acids)
Biological process (GO): microtubule-based movement
Molecular function (GO): ATP binding; microtubule binding; microtubule motor activity
Source: RefSeq, a predicted model, not a curated record